Molecule: messenger RNA, 318 nt
Organism: Echinococcus granulosus
Lineage: Eukaryota; Metazoa; Platyhelminthes; Cestoda; Cyclophyllidea; Taeniidae
Exons: 1
Coding region: 1-318 (105 amino acids)
Source: RefSeq, a predicted model, not a curated record
AUGCGUCCGUGUUUUCGUAUUCCACCACCUGACUGGCCCGGAGUUAUCGCCCUGUGCUCCAAUCUCAUUGUAGGAGCCACUGGUGUCGUCGCUUUGUCAGCUGUCGGAGCUUGCCUGGUGGUCGUCGCAUUCCCCUCCACCGUGUUCACUCCUGGGGUGACACGAUUGAUACUGGCAACUGAACGAGAAAUAAUCACAAGGAAGUUGAAUUUCAACGCCAGAAGGCAACUCGGCGCCACUUCCGCAUGCGUUGAAUCAACUGUUGAACCGUCUGCUGCAUUGCAUAAUAUCAAGCCACAACUUUUGCUACUGGCUUGA